Messenger RNA from Verticillium alfalfae VaMs.102, 525 nucleotides. RefSeq lists its product as hypothetical. The transcript has 2 exons. The record is from RefSeq and is a predicted model, not a curated record. NCBI's taxonomy places the organism in Eukaryota, Fungi, Ascomycota, Sordariomycetes, Glomerellales, Plectosphaerellaceae. Bases 1 to 525 code for a protein of 174 amino acids.
AUGGGCUGUUGCUUCUCCCGCCCCGACGGGCCCAACUCACCCUACCCGGGCGGUGACGACAAUAACGCGGCGUCCGCUCACCCCAUCAACCAGGCGCCGACGACAUCCCAACACGCAGCCCCCUACGAGACCCCCGCCACAGCCACCGUCAACGUCAGCAUCCCCCGCACAACCUCGCCCUCGCACCAGACUCUGCCCGUCCAGUCCCGCCGUCGCUCUCGCCGCGAGAACGCUCCGCUCGACGAGCACAUCAACAAGCCCCUGCGCCGCCAUGCCUGGACCUCGACCUCCCGCACCUGGACGCGCGCCGCCCUCGCCCGUGAGCGCACCGACUUUUUCGACACGCGCGUCACCGGCCGCGCUGAGGUCUGGGAGACGCUGCACGCCGCCCUCCGUGUCCUUUGGGACCCUGCCGCCCAGGGCGCCGCCGACGACGGCACCAACGGCCUCGCCACGGCCCAGGGCUUCCUCACCGCCGCAGAGGUCACACUGCCGACGGGGCAACCUCGCCAACGGCGUCUAUGA